UCGCCUCAGCCCCGGCGGCAGGGCAGCGCAGCAGAGCUGAGUGAGACACGCUGGCGGGAGGGUGGGCCGGGCGGAGCGGCGUCUAUGGGGAAGGCGGCCGCGUCGUCGUCGUCGUGCAGCGGCAGCACCCGCGGGCUGGUCUCCCUGCUCAGCGCCGUCCCCUGCCUGGCCUGCAAGCAGCCGCCGCCCUCCCGCGCCGCCAUGAGCCUGAGCGCGGCCAGCUCCGAGGGCCCCCUUCCCGUCGCCGGGCCCGGCUCGGACACCUACAAGGGCUGGCUCUUCAAGUGGACCAACUACCUGAAGGGGUACCAGCGCCGGUGGUUCGUGCUCAGCAACGGACUGCUGAGCUACUACAGGACCCAAGCUGAAAUGGCUCACACUUGCCGAGGAACCAUCAACCUGUCAACAGCCCACAUUGAUACAGAGGACUCCUGUAACAUUGUGCUUUCCAGUGGGGGAAGGACAUACCAUCUAAAGGCUAGUUCAGAAGUGGAACGGCAGCGGUGGGUCACAGCUCUGGAGUUGGCUAAGGCCAAAGCCAUUCGUAUGAGGGACAACCAGUCAGAUGACUCCGGUGAUGAGGAGCCAGCCUCGCAGUCUGACAAGAGCGAACUGCACAGCACUCUGAAAAACCUCUCGAGUAAGCUGGAGGAUCUCAGCACUUGCAACGACCUCAUUGCGAAGCACGGGGCAGCUCUCCAGAGGUCUCUGAGUGAGCUGGAAAACCUGAGGCUACCCGCCGAAAGCGGAGAGAAGAUCAAAGCCGUCAAUGAGCGAGCCACUCUCUUCAGGAUCACCUCCAAUGCUAUGAUCAAUGCUUGCCGGGAUUUCCUAGAGUUAGCAGAGGCCCACAGCCGGAAAUGGCAGCGUGUGCUUCAGUACGAGCGUGAGCAGCGGACCCGCCUGGAGGAAACCAUUGAGCAGUUAGCCAAGCAGCACAACAGCUUGGAACGAGCCUGUCGAGGAGCCCCGGGACUCACUGUGAAUACUGUCACCCGCGCACUCAAAGGGAGCGUGUCGACCGUGAAAGGGGAAGCCAGCGACGAAGAUGAGGACACAGAAUACUUUGAUGCCAUGGAGGACGCGCCAUCGUUCAUCACAGUAGCUGCAGAUCCCACAAAACACCACAGACGCACUGACAGCAACCUGAGCGGGACCAGUGAAGGUCGUGCUGAUGACUGGAAUAUAGACGACAGUGUGUUUGAGUGCUCCACUCGGUCCAGCUUUGAUGCUGCAGGGAAAGAUGUCGUGUCCAAGAAGAGCAGGCGGACCCGAAUCCCAGACAAACCCAACUACAGCCUUAACCUCUGGAGCAUCAUGAAAAAUUGCAUUGGCAAAGAACUGUCGAAGAUACCGAUGCCUGUAAACUUCAAUGAGCCGCUAUCCAUGCUGCAGAGGCUAACAGAGGACCUGGAGUAUCACGAGCUGCUUGACAAAGCUGUCAAGUGUGAGAGCUCCACAGAGCAGAUGUGUUUUGUGGCUGCUUUCUCCGUGUCUUCCUACUCAACAACAGUCCACCGGACAGCCAAACCAUUCAACCCACUCCUCGGCGAGACUUAUGAGCUGGACCGCCUGGAUGAACUGGGCUUCCGUUCACUUUGCGAACAGGUGAGCCAUCACCCCCCAGCUGCAGCCCAUCAUGUCUACUCCAGACGAGGCUGGACGCUAUGGCAGGAAAUCACCAUUGCUAGCAAGUUUCGGGGCAAAUAUCUCUCCAUCAUGCCAUUGGGUGCAAUCCACCUGGAAUUCCACUCCAGUGGCAACCACUACAUCUGGAGAAAGGUGACCUCGACAGUUCACAACAUCAUUGUGGGCAAACUCUGGAUUGACCAGUCUGGUGACAUAGAAAUCAUCAACUACAAGUCAAAAGACAAAUGCCAGCUGAAAUUUUCCCCCUACAGCUAUUUCUCCAGGGAUGUUCCUCGAAAGGUGACAGGUGUUGUCAUGGAUGCAGAAGGCAAGGCUCACUAUGUUAUGUCUGGCACAUGGGACGAAAAGAUGGAAUGUUCCAAAAUAGUGCAGAGCAGUUUGGGUAGCAGCAGUGUGGAGGGCAAACUGCCGAAAACAGUCUACCAGACGCUGUCCCCCAGGACCCUGUGGAAGAAGUACCCUCUUCCGGAGAAUGCUGAAAACAUGUACUGCUUCUCCACCCUGGCUUUGACCCUCAAUGAGGUGGAGGACGGGAUAGCCCCCACAGACAGCCGGCUGAGGCCUGACCAGCGGCUCAUGGAGAACGGCAAGUGGGAUGAAGCCAACACGGAGAAACAGAGGCUGGAAGAGAAGCAGAGGGCUGUUCGACGCCAACGGGAGGCAGCGGCGGCAGUGGCCCUGGAAGAAGGCAAGGACUAUGAAGGCUACAUCCCCCUUUGGUUUGAGAGAAAGGUAGACCCUGCAACAGGAGAGCUGAUCUGCGUUUACAAAGGCGGAUACUGGGAAGCCCGGGAGAAGCAGGACUGGAGUAUGUGCCCCGACAUCUUCUGAGCCUCCUCCCACCCCUUGGGCUGGCGCUUGCCAGAAGGGACCUCCCCAUCUUUUUGCAGGAUCCAGAAGCCAGCAGUUGAAGCACUCCAGGCAGAAGCAGCUCUCUGGCAACACACACAUUUCAAGAAGACACAGAGUUUAGAUAUUUAAAAGGAAAAAAAUUAAAGACAGAAACAAAAAAAGACAAAAACAAAACAGGGAUUCCAGACCUAUUUUUAUGCACUAAUAAAACGGCAUUGAUUUUUUUUAAGUGACUUUUUUUAGCUAUCAGUUCGGAGCGAGGAGGUGAUUAGAUUGGUUUCCUUUCUGAGCCUGACCUCUUUAUUGCUGCGUCGGGAGUUGCAGUCUCCUUAUAUUUUUGAAGGCUCGGUUUUAUUAGCCAAGGCUCUGACUUCCAAAGAUGCACGCGUUGUGGGGGAAUGAUGUAUGUUUUCACUCUCUGUUUGGAUUUUCUUUUUUUCUGUGUGGGUGAAUCUUAAAUUCAUUUUUUAAAAAAUCUAUUGAUGAUUCAGGUUCCUCUUCUAAGAAUGUGGGCAGCUCUGUGCUCUGUUCCCUCUUUGAAUUCUAGAGAGAGAAAACGAUAUCUGCGGUGCUACUUGCAGCUGUUUCUUUGAGUAAGGGUGGAGGAGCGUCCUUGACGGGUUGGUGGAGUUCCUUCUGUGCUUUUGACGUACUCUGAUCCAGAGCCUGCUAAACAAGCAGUGUUUUUGUUUAUAAUCCAUUUUCUCUGAAAAGACAGUUUUGUGUUACGGACAGGGUUACAGCCUUUUGUUUUGGUUCUGUAUCAGAGAUGGGGCAGCAAACCUUAUUUCUGGCUUACCUCAAAACAAGUUAGAGCAGGCUCCUUACAGCUUUCUUCCUCUGUAGCAGAGAUUUUAAAAACACCCUGUAAGUUGACUGCCAGUGCCGCACACAGUGUUCUUUGCAGCCCCAAGCUGUGUGCCCUUUAGUGGAAGGGGAACUAAAGUGUGAUUCUUUCUUUCUCAUUGAAUAGAACAGUGGAAGUGAGCUGCAAUGAACUCUGGCAUACCUCAGUACCCUUUUUUGCUAUUUGUAGAAAUCUCCAUAUAGAAGUUGGGCAAACACAAGCAGAGUCGCUUUAGGCACACUCCUACAGUCUGGAUGUUUAGCACUACCUGCCUCCUUUCCUUGCCAGCCACUGUAAGGUCUGUAAUUUCCCAUUGUCACUGUUGCAGCAGCAUCUCACUCACACACCCUGGUGUUCAACAGCCAACAGUCACAGUGAACUGCAGUGCAAAGGUGAUGCAUGGUCAAGUCACAGUGAAUGGCUGUGCAGCCAGAAUUGAGAUGUGUAGGGGUGCACACUUCCUUCGAUGCCAUGCUUAUUGGGGUGGGGGGGGACCCAUAUGAACUAGUGGAUGUUGCAAAUACUGACUGUGGUGACACCACUGCUUCCAUGAACACCUAAAAACAACUAUCAUUCAGGUUUUGCUAGGAAAGCAGUCUCCAAGUUAGCCAUGUCCACACAUAGGAUGAUUCACAUGAGAGAGUUCAGGUUCCCAAGACCACCCUUUCCACCUCUUCUUCGUCACUCAGGCAUGGCCAAGGUGCUGCCAUGCCGUGCUCUCUAAAUCAUCUACUACUGAUACAUCCUUCCUUGUUUUCCUGUUAGCAGUUCUCUGACCAGAACUGCAAGGGAACUCAGUGGCUUCAGCCCUGGCCAACAGAUCAUAAUGCUAGCCUGGGAGAAGGAACUCUGCAUUGCAUGUUCCUUUUCAAAAUGUGGCUGACGUACCAAUGACUCACCGGUGCUUGGGGUAUGCUCCAUCUAAUGUCCUUUCAGCCAUGGAAUGCUGCCCUGAUCUUCUCUGACUUGAGAUAAUACCAUUGUGGUAGACAGCUAAAAAUCUCACGGCGUGUCCUACCCAUGAUGACAGAAAUCAGCAAUACUUCUCUUCAGAGCUUGGGGAAGAGGAACCGCCCUGUGUCUCCCCACCCCCAAUGCAAAAGGGUUAGCCAGUCUGUCUAGGGCCUUCAAACAGCCCAUUCCUCACAGCACCCCUACGAACUAUGAGUUACACCAUGUGUAUACGUGUGUGUACCCACACAUACACCGCACUUGCAAUAUAUAUACAUAUUUACAAAAUAUAACCCGUACAAUAUAACAAUAAGUGAUUGAAUGUCAGUGUGCUGACAUCACUGAUUUCAGUGUACCCUUUAAUCUUUUAUUUAUUUGCGUCUAAUUUAUAAAUACAUAUAUAAAAUAUACAUAUAUAUAAAAUUAUUUUGUUUAAAUUUAUAUGGUACAUAAACUAGAGGAAAAAAAUAAUGAAGACAGGAAAGCAUCUGUCUGAAUUUUUUUUAUACUAUGUGUACGGUAAGUUUUGAUUCCUUUUUCAGGAUAGGCGUGCUCUCUCUUUUUAAAACAAUAUAAAGAGUAGUGACUCUCCAGGUUUAAGGGCACAGUCCGGUUGAGCAGUUUUCUUACAGGAGGCUGUGAGAAUUGAAUAGGAACUGUGCAUGAAAGUGCUUUUGGGAGCAUUCUCACAGUUUCCAUUCAUCUCAGCAGGGCUCGUGCAAGAGAACUCCUCCUGCUGACGUGGGUUUUUUUUUUAAUGGUUUGGUUUUUGUUAACCAUUGCUCCUAAGCUGCAGGAUGAAACGAUUUAGUUAAACUGGGUGCGGUGGGUUUUCCGGGCUGAGUGGCCGUGGUCUGGUAGAACACAGCCCGGAAAACCCACCGCACCCAGUUGAAUCCGGCUGUGAAAGCCUUCGUUGAUUUGAAGUCCAGCCCGCUGAGAAGCCCUGUUGAAUUGGACAGGUCUUACUGUGUUCUUGCUCUUUCACAAGCCCGUUUGAUUCCGUUGGGGUUUCCGCUGAAGAUGCUGCCGGCGGACUGUGUUCCAAGGUGUUCAGCUAGCUAGACGAAAUUAAUUCCUUUCUGAAGGGAAACACAUUUCUAGUAUGUGAAGACUACAUUGAGCCAGACAGUAGCAUUCAAAGCAACGUCGCUCCUGUUUUGUACUUGAAAAACAUAAGGUCCCACUUCCAGGGUGCCUCUUCUCAGUUGUUUCCAUCACUCCUGUAUCUUAAAAAAAAGUAUGUAUUGUCUUAUUUUAAAAAGGAAACGCUGAAAUGUUUGAAAGCUGAAGUACUGCUGAAGUCCACAGAAUACUGUGACCUGCCAGGCCAACAUGGUGUUUUCUUGAUUUCUUUUUUCUACAAGGGAGAAUGAUUCUCUGUAAAAUGAAAUGACCUGAUAAUCCAAAGCUGGAAUCUUGUGUCUGAUUGGAUACUGUUUUAACAAAUGAUCAAUACAUGGGAGCAACAGUUGUGCUACAAGUGAAUUGGGAGGGGUUAAAUUUGGAUGAGACGGAGUUUUUGAAUGGAGGGAGAUGGUCAAAAUGUGGAGACAAUUCCCUGAACUAUGGAGUCUGGAAACACAACCAUUCUUCCCCAUGAUGGGCAUACUCGCAUUUGUGUGUGUGUGUAAGUUUUGAUAUAUAAAUACAUACAUAAAUAAAUGUGCAUAAUUUUGCUUUCUGAUUAUUUCUAAACAAGAAAUGUUGGCAUUUCUUUUUUCCCCCGAAAUGACCACAAAGCAAAAAAUAUGCAAAUUCUAAGGCAAAAAAGAACACUAUAAGUGAAUGCAAAACCCAAAUAACAAUUGAACCUGUCUAAAUGGACCUGUGUUACAAUGAAGGCCUAGAGCCAUUACAGUCCCAUAUGAAUUUUUUUCCCAAUCCCACUGAGAUAGGCAAUUAUGUAGUGCUUAAAAAACUGGCCAGAGAUCAUUGUAGAUCAAGAGACAGAGUGUCUACAUAAUGGUUGCCUCUGGUUUCAUCAGAUCUCCUUCAGCUUUCUUGGUGUCUAUAGCUGGAGUUUGCAUACAUGGUUCUGAAAUGUACACACAGCUUUUUUUUUUUAAAUCAUCCAGACAAUCCUCUACAUCAUCUUCAGGCAUGGGAAUGACCUGCAGAACUGAACUAGUUCAGUUGCAUCGUGAGAAGUUGCUUCCCCAUGAGCAAGGUUUUUGCCCAGCUGCCUCACCCUUGAAGCCGCAAGCAAAAUAAUUUUUUUUAAUUGUCAACCUCUCACAAUGUAAAAACACUGAGCCAACAGAAUUCAGUCUCCUGGGCUGCAUCCUGAAGUGGCGUACUGCUAAAGGGGACAUGGGGUAUCUCAUGUCCCUGGGCGUAUACCAUUUCGUCACAUGGAAGGGGGCACCGGGCAUGCACAGCAUGCACCCGAGCAACCUCGUGAGCCCCACCCUCCCCUGGCCUCCCUGCUGGAUCCCAUAAGUGGGGCAUGGGGUGGGAGCUGGGGGGGAGGCGCAGGGAGGCAGUCAUGCCCCCGGGCACCAUUUUGGCCCAGUACACCACUGGCCUCCUGUGUGAUCCCUCAAGGCAUUGAGGAUCCUUCUUCCCAAGAUGACCUAUCAUAUAGAUGCUGAGCUACCAGAAGACACUGUCCUCUUUCUGUUCAGUGUAAUGACGUAACAGAUUCAGGAGUUUAUAUUGUUUUGUUUGUUUUCACUUUCAAUGCUGACUCAGCGUUCGUGCAACAACCUGAGUAACACAGCUCAGUCUAAUGCCUUAUUUUGUGUGCUUCAAUGACCACAUGAGUGUUAGCAAAGAAUUUGGGGACCACCCAUCCCCCCCCACAAAAAAUCCCUUGGAUUCAGUGAUAACAGGAAUCUGGUUACUGUUUGAAUGAAGGUGAAAAAAUGAAAAAUUAUACUUGUUAAGUGUUGGCACCCUGACUAUGCAGUGUUGCAGGAAAGUAGAGGGCCAGGGUUCAGGCCUCUCCCACCCAAAUCCAAAUAUUCUUCCAGCUGGGAAAAGCACAGUGUUUCUGAACAUACAGAGAGCCAAAGCUGAUCCCAAAACCUAUACAAAUGGAAGGGUGAUUUGAAGAGAGCUCUAAAAAAGCCUCUUCUUAAUAGUCUGUGGUUUUUUUUCAAAUGUAGAAUGCACUUGGCUAAUCAGUUGAUCCCAAGGGGAAAAAAUGGGGAGAAGUGUCAACAAUACGCUUUGUAGGCAAGAGAGCUGAAUCUUGCAGAAAAUUUCAGAUCACUUCUGUUGUAUUUAGUAAUUUGUGGGGGGAGGGGGCUUCUGUGCUUUUCUCUAGCAGGAUGAUCACUCCAGUAGCUAGAAAAGAGGUAGAAAUACCACGCCCAGCCACCCUUCUUGCCUUUACAUUCUUCACAUGAGCAGGCUGCCGAGAGAUGACAUUUUUGUGGCAAUGGGGGAGGGGGGCAGGGGCGGGGGGAGAGACUGCUCAGCAAAGCAGCCAUUUCAGCCAACAGCCUCUUACAGAGUUCCCGGUUAUGACAACACUUAACGAGAUCUGUGACUUGUAGCCUUUCUAUUUUUCCCACUAGGUGAUUUUAACGUCACCUUACUGUUAAUGCUGUUGAAUGUAAUACUUUUGAACAGAUAUUGUUGUGAGUGAUCCCUCUUUGCUUACACAGUAAUAAAAACUUGGAUUCAGGAGUUUUAAACUUA
This is a messenger RNA of Sphaerodactylus townsendi, 7948 nucleotides long. RefSeq names its product oxysterol binding protein 2 (gene OSBP2). Gene Ontology annotation, cellular component: intracellular membrane-bounded organelle; cytosol; membrane. NCBI's taxonomy places the organism in Eukaryota, Metazoa, Chordata, Lepidosauria, Squamata, Sphaerodactylidae. The record is from RefSeq and is a predicted model, not a curated record. Gene Ontology annotation, molecular function: cholesterol binding. The transcript is spliced from 14 exons. The coding region runs from base 85 to 2481 and encodes 798 amino acids.